AUGAUUGUCGUCACACAGUCGGAUACCACAGUUCAGUUAAAUCCUGUCUGCCCUGUAGCGACGUCUGGAAUACGCAGCAAAGGAUACUUCAUAACUUUUUGUCUGUCUGUCUGUCUGUCUGUUGGCCUGCAUACCUACCUACUUAUCUAUCUAUCUAUCUAUCUAUCUAUCUAUCUAUCUAUCUAUCUAUCUAUCUAUCUAUCUCUCGAAUAUUGUUCACACAUAUAUGUCUUAUUCUAUCCUCAUCUAUCUAUCUAUCUAUCUAUCUAUCGAAUAUUGUUCACACAUAUAUGUCUUAUUCUAUCCUCAUCUAUCUAUCUAUCUAUCUAUCUCAUAUGGUUCACAUAUAUCUGUCUUAUUCUAUCCACAUCUAUCUAUCUAUCUAUCUAUCUCAUAUGGUUCCACAUAUAUCUGUCUUAUUCUAUCCACAUCUAUUUAUCUGUACAUCUAUUUCAUUCUUUCCACAUCUUUCAUGUUUCUUUCAUCUAUCUAUCUAUCUAUCUAUCGCAUUUAGUUCACAUCUGUCUGUCUUAUUCUAUCCACUAUCUAUCUAUCUAUCUCAUUUAUUCACAUCUGUCUGUCUUAAUCUAUCUAUCUAUCUAUCUAUCUAUCUAUCGCAUUUAG
Messenger RNA from Acanthosepion pharaonis, 624 nucleotides. The record is from the annotation of a GenBank genome assembly. NCBI's taxonomy places the organism in Eukaryota, Metazoa, Mollusca, Cephalopoda, Sepiida, Sepiidae.